This is a messenger RNA of Gymnodraco acuticeps, 979 nucleotides long. RefSeq names its product histone H2B 1.2-like. Gene Ontology annotation, molecular function: protein heterodimerization activity; structural constituent of chromatin; DNA binding. NCBI's taxonomy places the organism in Eukaryota, Metazoa, Chordata, Actinopteri, Perciformes, Bathydraconidae. Bases 10 to 390 code for a protein of 126 amino acids. Gene Ontology annotation, cellular component: nucleosome. The transcript has a single exon. The record is from RefSeq and is a predicted model, not a curated record.
CUUGUAGUCAUGCCUGCAGACGCACCCCCCGUCAAAGCGGCCAAGAAGGGCUCCAAGAAAGCCGUCGCUAAGACCGCCAGCAAGACCGGCAAGAAGAGGAGGAAGUCCAGGAAGGAGAGCUACGCCAUCUACGUGUACAAAGUGAUGAAGCAGGUGCACCCCGACACCGGCAUCUCCUCCAAGGCCAUGGGCAUCAUGAACUGCUUCGUGAGCGACAUCUUUGAGCGCAUCGCCGGGGAGGCCUCCCGUCUGGCUCACUACAACAAGCGCCGCACCAUCACCUCCAGGGAGAUCCAGACCGCCGUCCGCCUGCUGCUGCCCGGAGAGCUGGCCAAGCACGCCGUGUCUGAGGGCACCAAGGCCGUGACCAAGUACACCAGCUCCAAGUAAACCCUGAUAGACCGACAACACAACGGCUCUUUUGAGAGCCACCCAACCCAUCCAGAGAGCUCCUCCUGAUUUACUGAAACUACCAGAAAUGAAAUUAACUUAUUACACUAAUGUUGCUCACUUGUAUACAGAGUGCUUGGAAGGAGCCACCCACCACUCGAUCAACUAUAAGAUCCCUUCCUGUUCUAAUUAAGGUUUUCUAGAAAGGAAACCCUUUAUCAAAUGGGCCUUGUGCUUUGUUUACAGUCAUAAAGCUCAGAGGAGAAGUCCCAUCUCAGUAUAUCUAAAUAUUAUUCACAUGGCAUCCUAAAUAUAUAGUUUCCAUUCAUGCCCAUUGUUUACAACUCUCAAAUACUAAAAAAAACAAUCCAAGUACAUUCUGAAAUAUAAUCAAGUACUCUCACAAAUGUGAAUAUUUACUAAAAUCCUGCAUUUAUAUAAAAAGUUAUCAAAAAAUUAAUUGUUAAAUUUCACAACAAUGUCACCAAGUCUUAAAAGACGGGCUCAAAUUAAACUUUAAUUAUGUAAGAUAGUUGAUGAAAUUCACGUUAUUUCUCAUUACAUUUGGGAAGCCAACACUAUGGAAAAC